AUGCCCUCUCCGCUGGGCAUAGGAGGGGGCAGCAGGGAUGGUAAGGGGUGCACGCAAGGCACCAAGGAGCUUCUUGAGACGGUGGCUCACUCCCCCAUAUUUCAAAGCCAGUGCUCGCCCGCCACCCCCAAAACGGUCCCCGUAAGCCCCAGCCAGCAGGACACGCGCCCGAUCGCCGUCUCCAGCCCGCAGGGGUCCCGUGCCCCCUUGCCCUCGACACCCACUGGUUGCUCAGGGCGCCAGGCCCGGGAGACGCACCCUUGCCCCCCCUCGAAGGGCUUCCUCGCCCGCAAUACCAGCUGCAUGCUGGGCAGCCUGGCCUACCUGCACCCUCACGGUACCCUCAUCUUCAGCGACUCCUCGGAGCUCGGCUUCCUGCCUCUGCCGUAGAGUCUCCGCGUACCAAACACACGCUUCAACCUACGGACACUGAACUGCGUAUGUGGUUACAAUAACAGUCCUUGAAUGCUCUGUUCCACCCUCACCCCCCCACCCCCUCCUUUUGGCUUGAUUACUGUCUCAAGCCUGAGAAUGUGGUUCUUGGUUGCCACCCUGAACACAGACUACAAGGGUUUCCUCCCCAAAGCACCGAACAGUUAAUAUAUGGGUACUGAAACCCUGUACACUGAACUGAACACUUUGUUACUCCCUUCAACCCCAAACUCUGAAGUCGGUCUAAGCAUGCUCUCGGCCACAAACUCAAAGAGAGAGGUGCUGUUCAGAAAGCCAUUGUACAUGCAGAAUGACAGCACACUGACUCCAGAGGACUGCUGAUAGCAUCAGGGCAUGGUUAUGGGCGCGAUGUGUUGUCUGUCUUGAGUUGUUAUUGUUGUUAUUAUUAUUAUUAUUAUUAUUAUUAUUAUUAUUACUGUUAUUAUUUCUAUUUCAUUUUCAAACUCAGGAUUCUCUUGUGAGAGAUGCCAUAUAUCCUUAAAUCCCAGUCCCAGGAUUCUUAGUAAGGAAAGUGACGGUAAGCGACUGUAUCCACACAAGCCUCACCACAACACUAAAGCACAAAACAAAACAUUUUCACAAGAUUUUUCUCUCCCACCCUGACGCACAGUCACAGAGCCUCUGAGGAAGGCUGUCCUGAGCCACCUGAAGCAGCCUUUGCACCGUCGCUGGUCAGCCUCUGCCCCAAGCAUCCCAAUAAGGCACUUUUAACCUGGUCAAAGUAUACUGCUGGAUAGGACUGGGAGUGCACUCCAGGGAUGUAGGGAUCCUAUAGGGGUGAUCUGUCCUGGAGCAGAUGAUUUCACUCCUUGUUUGUGGGCCUCUGAUAUCUGUGUGUCCCUGACUGUUGGGAUCACUGAUGUUGGGCUAAUAAGAAUUCGGUUGAUGUGUGUGAGGUAUGACAGGUUUGUACUUUUCUAGGUCAGGGAUGUACAGCGUUAGGUUUUCUGCCGAACAUUUUCUGCUCUAUUUUUUAUUUUUUUUCCGAACAAAUAAUGCCCACCAUGUUGUGGACUGAUGUGUAUAUUUGCUUUUUUUAUAUUCUUGUCUGAAUUAUGUUACGGUCUACUACAGGAAAAUAGGAUAAAUCAAGCAACUGAGGAAACCGUAUGAAAUGUAGAGUCUGCUUAGCAGUACAUUGAUGAUGCAGAAUUGAAACUGGAAUGUUGGCCUUCUUAUGCUAAUACUCAUGAUGAUGAUUUUUUGUAAUGUAAUUGGUUACCCAGCACACAACACCACACCUCUGGCCACCACUGUCCGUUCACUUUCCCCCGUCUCACAGUUCCCUGUCUCAUCCCACUCUGGGUCAAAAUGACUUUUGGGAUGAGGAACAGACUUGCCACUGCCAACAUGUAUUUGCUGCCUAGUUUUGAUGGGACAGUAAAUAGAUUUAAACAAU
Clupea harengus (Atlantic herring) is the source of this 1852-nucleotide messenger RNA. It is a transcript of the gene zdhhc18a, whose product is annotated as palmitoyltransferase ZDHHC18-A-like. The record is from RefSeq and is a predicted model, not a curated record. Gene Ontology annotation, biological process: protein targeting to membrane; peptidyl-L-cysteine S-palmitoylation. Gene Ontology annotation, cellular component: Golgi apparatus; endoplasmic reticulum. The coding region runs from base 1 to 390 and encodes 129 amino acids. The transcript is spliced from 2 exons. Gene Ontology annotation, molecular function: protein-cysteine S-palmitoyltransferase activity. NCBI's taxonomy places the organism in Eukaryota, Metazoa, Chordata, Actinopteri, Clupeiformes, Clupeidae.